GAAAUAAACGAAACCAUAUAAUUUUUUUCUGUUUUGUCAAAAAGAAAAAUAAACCCCCAAAUCGAUUCUCCUCUCUAGAACCCUAGAUGGAGAGAUUGAAACGAGGAAGGAUUUCUGGGUUUGGUAGGAUUUUUCUUUUCCUUGUGAGAUUUGAAAGUUUCAAUUUUUAUUGGUGAUCAUCUUUCUGGAUUUUGGGGGGUUGGGUUACUUCUCUGUUUUGUGAGAUGUCACAUGUUGCUAAAGUCUCUGAGUUUCACAGAGAAGGGAACGACUGGUUUUGUAAGACAGGACUGUCAAGUGAUAUCAAUGUUGUUGUUGAUGAUGUGAAGUUCCAUCUUCAUAAGAGAAGUGAUGGAGGCGGCGUUUUUGAAAUUCUGGAUAGAAUGAAUGGACCCGUACUUUGCGGCUGUCAGACUCUUGCUGCUUGCCAGCCAGGGGAAGCUUAUGGUUCAUGCAAAAAUGCUACUCUACAGAAGAGAACUCCAAACAUGGAUUCAACAACUGGAAAUUACUCAGGUGCAAGCUAGUCAGGUUCAGUUCAGUUCUCAAAAUCCUUAGCUUCUGCAGUCUAUCCACGAAACAUCGUUGUUGUCUUCUGCUUCUCAUGGCUUCCAUUGCUGAUCCCGUGGUUAAUUCUCGAGCUCUCUGGUUUUUGCCCGUUUGUUUCGGGUUUGAGUUUCUUUGCGAUCAGAUUAAUAUAUUAACCGUAGCGGCAUUGUCUUAAAAAUUAUGUUUUUAAUUUUUAAGUUUGUAUCUUUGAU
This is a messenger RNA of Capsella rubella, 761 nucleotides long. RefSeq names its product PI-PLC X domain-containing protein At5g67130-like. Lineage: Eukaryota; Viridiplantae; Streptophyta; Magnoliopsida; Brassicales; Brassicaceae. The transcript is spliced from 4 exons. The record is from RefSeq and is a predicted model, not a curated record. The coding region runs from base 225 to 527 and encodes 100 amino acids.